UUGUGGGUGGAGUUCAGGAACUUCACCAGUGUGAUGUUAAAAUCUUAUAUUUGUAAUAAAGCCAUUUACAUGGGCUUAUUUGGCCUUGCAGCGGGUCCACUAACUUCUUCUAAUGUGAAGUGACUCCUGCAAUCAUGCCUACAAUCAUGCAUCAGAUCAGUGAUCCAAAGAUCGCCUUUGCCUACCUGCGCCCGGCCUGUGUCCUCCUCACCAAAGCUCCCACUGUGACCGACGUGGAGACGCUGAGCGCUCAGCUAAAAGAAAUCGACGAUGCCACGUUACAGCAGCUCCAAGAGUACAUCCUCUUCCCUCUUCGUUUCGUACUCAAAGUCCCUGGGACAAAGAAGGACAAACUGGUGCAGGCUGUGGCUGAGGCCAUGAGCCACGUCCUGGAGACCACGUGUGUCCAGAGCUGGGAGACUCUCCGGGACCUCCUGUCAGAGCUCUGCCUCUGCCUGUGCACUCCUACCGAUCCUGGGAAACCUGCAGAGACUUCAGAGGAGCUGAAAUCUGCCGUGCUGAAGUGCCUGGACGCACUGCUUCAUGCCGCUUAUGGUGAUAUCAUCUUCAAACUCUUUGAACCGAUCAUGCUUCCCGGCAUUGGAUCUGCCAUAUCGUUGCUGCUGGCUCUGGGAGAGAAGGAGAGAUCUCGAGACGUACAGUUGGCAGCGCUGAAGUGCCUCCAGGCUCUGACUCUGCAGUGUGACUGCACUCAGGAGCAUGUAGUCCCAUCGUCACAGGAGAGAGGUGCUCUAGGCAGCACCAUGGCUUCAUUCUUACCUGGGAUUACCAUGGCUGUAUCUAGGAUCAUUACAGGAGAUCUGAGACAUGGCCAUGCAGUGACAGUCAGGGCGAUAAAGGUUUGGUACAGGACUGUGGGGCUGGUGAUAGAGGACGCCCAGCUCCAGGCCGGUGAGCUCUGCAGGACUGCCCCACCAGACCUGGGGAGAGUCUCUCAGCUGAUGGUCCAUCGCUCUCAGGACUGGGUGAAGAGCACCGCGGGGAGACUCUCUUCGCUCCUGAAGAAGAUCAUCUCCUGCUCCUCGGCUCACCAGCACUGGAGGGUCCGGCUGGAGAUGGUGGAGCUGGGGGAACACCUGCUGGCCCGGUGCAGCCACUCACUGGGGGAGUGUGUGGGGCUGCUGCUGGAAGCCCUGGUGGGGGCAGUCAACGAUGAGGAGCCCAGAGUCAGGAAGAG
Molecule: messenger RNA, 1198 nt
Organism: Notothenia coriiceps (black rockcod)
Lineage: Eukaryota; Metazoa; Chordata; Actinopteri; Perciformes; Nototheniidae
Product: TELO2-interacting protein 1 homolog
Exons: 3
Cellular component (GO): cytoplasm
Source: RefSeq, a predicted model, not a curated record